AUGCCUGCACAACAUAAUAAUGGUCACCCACCAUUGGGUCCAAAAGUUACGGAUAUGAGUGAUGAAACCAUUACUGAAAAUACAAUUUUAGUCAAUUCACAACAUAAAAACAUGAGAUUAUUAUUUAUUUUACAAAAACUAGUUCAACAUUUACAUGAUUUCGCAAAAGAAACAAGAUUAACUACUGAAGAAUGGGGUGAAGGUAUAAAAUUUUUGACAGAAUGUGGUAAAAUGUGCAGUGAUAUAAGACAAGAAUUUGUAUUAUUAUCUGAUGUGUUGGGGUUGUCAGUAUUAGUUGAUUCUAUAUCACAUCCAAAACCUGCUAAUGCUACAGUUGGUACUUUGUUAGGUCCUUUUCAUACUCACGAUGCUGAAGUUAUUCACGAGGGAGAUUCAAUAUGUUCUGAAGGUAAAGGUGAACCAUUAUUAAUCGAAGGCUUAUUAACUGAUCCAGAAGGUAAACCAAUUGCUGAUGCAACUGUUGAUAUUUGGCAUUGUGAUGCAAAUGGGUUUUAUGAUACCCAAUAUACAAAUAGAGAAGGUCCAGAUAUGAGAGGUAUUGUUACAACAGCUGAUGAUGGUUCAUUCAUGAUUAAAUGUACAAGACCAGUAGCAUAUCCAAUUCCUCAUGAUGGACCAGUUGGUAAAUUAUUAAAAACAAUAAACAGACAUCCUUAUAGACCUGCUCAUUUACAUUUUAUAAUUGAGAAACCAGGUUACGAUCAAUUAAUUACUGCUUUGUAUGCAAAGGGGGAUCCUUAUGAAACUUCAGAUGCUGUUUUUGGUGUUAAAUCUCCAUUAUUAUUCGAACUAGAUAAAUUAGGCGAGGAAAAAGCUAAAAAAUACGAUAUGAAUCCAAAUGAUUGGUAUUUGAAAUGGCACUUUAAAAUAAUAACUGAAGAAGAAUCAAAAAAAUUGGUUAUUAAAAAAAAUACUGAGGCGAUCAAAAAUAGUGGCGAAAAUUUGGUGCUUAAUUCUAAUGGUUUACCUGAAGCAGCACCUUUGGAUUAA
Messenger RNA from Lodderomyces jiufengensis, 1011 nucleotides. RefSeq lists its product as uncharacterized. The transcript has a single exon. The record is from RefSeq and is a predicted model, not a curated record. Gene Ontology annotation, biological process: catechol-containing compound metabolic process. Gene Ontology annotation, molecular function: ferric iron binding; catechol 1,2-dioxygenase activity. The coding region runs from base 1 to 1011 and encodes 336 amino acids. NCBI's taxonomy places the organism in Eukaryota, Fungi, Ascomycota, Pichiomycetes, Serinales, Debaryomycetaceae.